CACACUGUGGGUGUGUCAUGUUGUUACGUUAACUUCGAUUAUAAGACUAAAGUACAUAGUCACCGGUCCAGUGGCACGGUAUGUUCACACUUCAGAGACAUUUGGAUCGUAUGGGGAAAGGAAACUAAGAGUCCAAGAUGGCGAAUGGACCGUCCCUGUCCACUGUCACACGCUCCCUCUCACUGUUGGACGUUCUCCAUGCAAAUCAGUUUGAAGGGAAGUCUUUCAAUCCAGAAAUACUUGAGGAGACGGAGGAAAACUUUUACAGAGGGGCCCCACCCGAAUGGUUAAACUUCCACAUCAGUGAACAGGCAGAGUUAGAUGGCACCGGAUCUCCUUUCAUUAAACGAGAUGGAUACAUUAAACUUGAAAAUCAAAUUCACAAGUUGAGAAAACACCCUGGAAUAUCAACAGUUAAACUGUUCCACCAGCCAGGAUGUGGGGGGACAACACUGGCCAUGAAGGUGUUGUGGGACUUUAGGAAAACUUUAAGGAGUGCUGUUUUAACAGGCUCAACCUCGGACAUCACAAAGGUUGCAGAGGAGGUGGUCCACCUUUUCACAGCAGGCAGUCAAGGCGACCAGAAGACCGUGCUGCUGUUGGUGAAUGGUGUGCAAGUUUUGGAAGAUCUACAAGUAAGCAUUAUGAGGAUGAUUGCUAAUCAGAAGAUAGUCACCGGUAUGCCUGUGGUGGUUUUACUCAGCUGUAUUAGAGAAGAUGCAGAUUUAAAGAGUGAUGACGUCUUCCUUCAAGAAGUGCUUUCUGACUCAGAGAAGAAUCAUUUUAAUGACAAAAAGGCAGAGCUCAACAAGCAGUACGGUGAUAAAUGCCAACGAUUCCAUGGCUUUAACAUAAUGCAAAGCAAUUUUUCUGAGGCUUACAUCCAGGAGGCGUGCUCUGUAUUCAAAACCAUCAAAGAAACAGGAAUACAAGAGAAAACUCAGCUUGCUGCCUUCCUUUCCCUGCUGAACGCAUAUGUACCAGACUCUUAUCUCCUUGAGUCUCAGUGCCUGGAUGUGUUCAAACAUGCCAACUACAGCCAUAGAGACAUAUCACUGGAAGACAUAUCACUGGAAGACAUGCUGGACGACUUUAGCCAUCUCAUUAUCACUAUCCAACAAGGUGGUUCUGAAAAAAGAGUCCGCAUGGCCCACCCUCUGAUAGCACAGUGUUGUACUGAAUUGAUGGCUGAAGCAGGUGUGACCAGAAGUGACACAGCAAAAAACCUCUUGAUAUGUUUGUGCAGAGAUGAAGUCCCUCGAUCUUUGGCUGCUUUUGUGAACUACAUGCUAACCAAAAGAAGACCAAAAGAAAAAGAAUGCAGUGCUUCAGAUUCAUUUUCUCGACUGAUUCUACAUAUUCAAACAAAGGAGGACGCCUCUCAGUGUGUAUCACUUUUAGGGAUGGCAACAAAUAUGUUUGAUCAAAAUCAGAUUUUUCCACAAGCACUUGCUCGUUUUCAUUACAUAGUACUAAGAGACUACGAUCAGGCAGAAAUGUGGGCAAAGGAGGCAAAGCAAAGAGAUCCCAAAAAUUCAGUUGUUGCUGAUACACUUGGCCAAGUCCAUAAGAACCGUCUGAAGAACCUGAGGCGACCGGCCCAACCAGGACACAUUUUGGCUCUUGCCUUAAAGGCCAUUCAAGCAUUCGAAGACGAAGAAAGACUUGCCAAAGAUGAAGUUGGGACAAACGUGAAAAGAAAUGUCCAUGACUCACGUUUCUUUAACAGCAGAGGGAUGUUUGGUUUCCUGCAGGUCUGCAAUCUUGUGUAUGACCUACUUGUCAGUCAGAACCCAACUUGGAGAGGAGUUCUCACGAAGAAGGUGUCUUUGGGCUCGGCCCUGCCAUCUCUUGGAGAUCGCUCACUUUUAAGAUUCAAUGAUCUCAUAUACAGACUCAGAGAUGCAGUUGAGAAAAAAUGUGCUUUUCUUGACGGGUAUCUGACUUACUCCAAGCCUGACAUAAAGGAAGACGAUCCAAAAUACAUUUCAAGACAAACCUCGGCUUGCUACAGGAAGUAUGUUGGAGACUCCACAUCCAGCCAUUUGAAAGAAAAAGGCGCUGAUCUGAUCCAGAAGCUUAAACUCAAACAGGCUGGCACCACUACGGGAGUCCUCUCAUGUCUUGACAGAGAAUGCACUGAAUCGGACCUUAAGGAAAUAACUACAUUGUGGGAGGAAAUCUGUCUUCAUAAAGAUCCGGACACAGCUAUGGUCAACAACAUCUUCGCUCAUAUCAUGUUAAGAAAUAUGGGAGCACCAGAGUCUGAUUGCAAACAUUUAACUGCCUUCAAACAGGAAAUGUACCUCACGGAUAAACCUGAGGCCCAUAUGUUAGCCCUCCUCUUGCACUGGCCUACAGGCAAUGAAGACGCAUGCAUCCUUGACCUCAGUGCAAUGAUUAAGCGUACGCAAGACCUGUAUAAACAAGCAUAUGCGAAACACUUUCGCUCAAGGUACCUUCGCCCUCUGUUUUUCCUCGGAAAAGGUCAAGAACUGAACAGGAUAGUUCACAGAACUGUCCUAGAGGAGUUGGCUCGUCAGGGCGAUUGGGAGACAAUGCAAGAUUGGAGCGAUGAAAAGAUUUUCCAAGAUCCAUGGAUCAAAGAACGCCUUCUUAAAGUUCAAGGGGAGAUACGAGAGUACAGACUCUUUGCAACUGUUGAUGGGAAAGAGAUCGAGGUGGUUGCAAAUCUCCAAAACAGCCUCUGGAGAAAACGCAAGGUUUCCUUCUACCUUGGAUUCACCAUCAAAGGUCCUGUAGCAUUUGCCAUCCAGACUGAAACUGCAGACACGAAGGAACUACUCUCAGAGAUGGAUUCCUCCAAACAAUGUGGGUUGUUGAAGUUUGGAGCUUGUGGCGAUGAAAUGGAUGCCAGGGAUUUGACAAAACUUAAACCUGAAGUCAACAGAGUGGAUGAGGUUCAAACCUAUAGGAGACUACCAAAAUAAAGCGCUGAUCAUUAACAAACAUUUCGUGGAUCGCCAUCAGGCAGCUCUGAUAAACAGUGAACGAUACAGAACCUUUCCUGGAUUAACUCAAGGAAAAUAAGGUGAUCUCUGAGACCUACGAUGUGAGUUGUUUCGACAGGAUGAAGAGUGGGGGGGGGGGGCUCUUGUUUCUGAGCUUCAGGGAUCAGAAUGAAGUAUGGGGAAGUAAAAGGUUGUAUUGUUAUGGACGAUUGAAGCAUCUGCUGUGAAAAUCAGUGCCACGGUACAGUUUAAUAUCAUCAGCACUCAGAAGACCAGAGUGACGAUAUGUAGCUCCUUAAACUCUUUUAAAAAGUACCUAUUUUAGUGAUUUAUUAGUGGAUUUGUGAAAACCCUGAAAGUCAUGACUUAUUUUUUAUAUAUUUUUCAUAUAUUAAUAAUAUAUAAUUAUUUUUUAUUAGAGUGUUUUUUCAAGGCACUCAAAGCGCUUUAUAACUACACAUUAGACAUGUAUAUAUCUUUCUUUCCAUGUUUAAUAUCUUAGGUGAUGUAAACCCAAUGUAUGUCCAGUUCAAAAGACAGAUAUUAUGUUGAAAUACUUUUUUUUAUCUAUUGCAGUUCUAAAGCUUUUGUGAGUAGAUUAAUUCAUCAAAGAAAUGAGAGAAAGAAUCUUUGACUUUUGAUGUUGUAUUGCAACGUGCUUGACUUAAUGUACAUAAUGUUAGGUUUGUAUGACUAAUGAAGAGAUUGAAGUUUUUUUUGUUGGUUUGGUUCUUUAGUGCCAAAAAAUAAAUAAAUGGUAUGUCGUUGAAAUGUUAAAACAAAUAAAGUAACUGUAAUUUGAGCAGUAAAUAUGA
This is a messenger RNA of Gymnodraco acuticeps, 3787 nucleotides long. RefSeq names its product sterile alpha motif domain-containing protein 9-like. Lineage: Eukaryota; Metazoa; Chordata; Actinopteri; Perciformes; Bathydraconidae. The transcript has 6 exons. Bases 138 to 2951 code for a protein of 937 amino acids. Gene Ontology annotation, cellular component: cytoplasm. The record is from RefSeq and is a predicted model, not a curated record.